This is a messenger RNA of Podarcis lilfordi (Lilford's wall lizard), 11776 nucleotides long. The record is from the annotation of a GenBank genome assembly. Lineage: Eukaryota; Metazoa; Chordata; Lepidosauria; Squamata; Lacertidae.
GGAGGGGAGGAGGAGUCCUCCGGAGCGAAGGCGGCUCCCCCAUCCUGCUUUGCUAAAAAAGAGAAAAAAGCCAGCCUUGGAUUGCAGCCGGAGGUUGAAUUGCACGGAUGCAUUUAUUCGCUGCAAAGCUGACAGCUGGUUCCUGCUCCUGCCCCACUGCAGCUUGAACCGGGAGGUCGCAUUCCCCCCCCCCCAGCCCUCCCCGCACAUCCCUGCAGGGCUUUUUUGCAGAGGGAAACUGUCCUUUGUCCUUCCCAAUCACGUGAGUCUCUCCCCCACCCCCCUUUCAGCCUUUGGGUGCAAUGUGUGGGGCUGGGGAAUGAAGGGGCUGGAAGCCCUCCUUUUACCCCCCCAAGUGGGGAUCAGACAGCGCCUUGGGGGUGGGGGAAGGCCUGGGGAGCACAGAGGAGCGAGGCAAGCCCCCCACCCCAAUAGCACCCUUUUCUGGUUUGGAUCAUCAGUUUCCUUAGGCAAGAGGGAGUUGGGUAUGUAUGUUCAUGUAUGAGAAGCGAGUGGUCUCUCCUUCCUUGGCAGCGCUUGGGUGUGCCACCUGUCAGGGAUCAUUGAGCUGUGAUGUCGGCGUUGCAGGGUGGGGGGCUGGGCUAGAUGGCCUUUGGGGGACCCUCCUGACAUGACAGUUCGGUGAUUCUGUGAAAUCCGCAGUGCGCAAGGGUUUAUCCGUAUGCUGGGCCAAUGCUUCCGAAGGAAAGCACAGAAGGAGAGGGGUCUUGUGCUCGGGUCCUACCACUUUGGCGCGAUUCUGCAGCAGGGCUCCUCUCAGAUUCUUAAGUUCACGUGCAGCUGAUCCAGGAUAUUCUUUUUAUGUUGAGGAGCUUUGCUGUCUGGCAUUCUGAGGGUUUGGCCUUCUCGGUGGUGGCACCCAGCCUGUGGAACUCCCUCCCAUCAGAUCUCAAGGAGAUGAGUAGCCAUACAACCUUUAGAAGACAUCUGAAGGCAGCCCUGUCUAGGGACGAUUUUUAAAUAUGUAAUGUUUUAUUAUGUUUUUAUGUAUUUUGGAAGCUGCCCAGAGUGGCUGGGGUACAAAAAAUAUUAUGAUGAUGAUGAUGAUGAUGAUGAUGAGUUAAGAUGCCACCAGGACCCCUUGGCGUUGCACACUGGACAAACUCCUUUCCCCUCUUUCCUCCUGUCGGCAUCUUCUCUUUCGUUAGCAAGAUGGCAGGCUAAUAUCUCCCGACAACCAAGAAAUAACAGCUAUAAUAGUCCGUGAUUGAUCAUGCCUGCUUUGGAGCAGCUUAAUUUCCUAAACAUCCCCAGCUAAAGAUGAUGCAAUGUGAGCCUCUUUUCUGGCCACAUCAUACGUUAAAGCACCGUGAUGCCGGUUCGAACAGCUCUUGUUCCCAGAAAUCUGGGAGCUGUAGUUUGUUAUAAUGGUGCUGAGAGCUGGAGGAGAGACACCCUCCACCCCAAAUUCCCCUUUCAGAGCUACAAUUCCCAGAGUUUUCUGUGAAGUGGGAUUGACAGUUAAACUGUAGCUGUGUGAUGGAGAACCGGGAUCUCUCCUGACAAUGCUCGGCACCCUUAAUAACGUUAAUUUGGGUAAAACGGUCCCAGAUUAUUAAAGGCCUUAUGGUAACAACUUGAACUCAGGCCUGGUAGUAAUUCAGCAACUGGUGGAGGUCCCUGAGCAGGUUCUGCAUUGCAGAAAUGUAUUGUUCUUCUUGUUGGUUUUGCAGGACCCACAUUUUAGGGGGCAGAUUUUGCUUUAUGACCGAAAUUGGCAGAGCAGGGAGGCGUUCUUUGAACCACCUUGGUGGCCCUGCCUUGGAGCACAGAUGGGAUAAGUAGACGGUGAGAAGCAGAGGAUUCUGGGAAGGAACCGUGCAGAAGAUCCUGAACAAGGAGGACGCCCUCAGCUCAGAUGCUGAGCCCCAGCACUUCAGACGGUUUCUCUGCCACGGCCUGCCGAAAGGUUUGUGACUGACUCCACCAUCUUUGCCCUGAGUGACUGUGGCCAGAGUGAUAGACACGAAAAGCCCGAUCUGGUUCUCCUAGAACAGUUUUUGGCUGUCCUCCCCCCAGAGAUGGAGAACUGGGUGAGGGAACGUGGAGCAGAGACCGGUUCCCAGGCGGUGGCCCUGGCUGAAGGUUUCCUCUCGAGCCGAGCAGAAGAUGUGAAGCAGGAGGAGGAACAGCAGGUACGAUACAAUAAUCUUUAUUGUCAUUGUCCCAUACAAAACAACGAAAUUGAAAAAAUCUACACCAGACAUUCAAAAAUCAACAAGCCUGCUAUCGCAACUAUCCCAGCCUGGUUAGCCCCUAAAAACUCUGAUACCCCAUAAUUGAAUACAAUAUACUCACAUAGAGACUACCUUAAAGGUAAAGGUAAAGGGACCCCUGAUCAUUAGGUCCAGUCAUGGUCGACUCUGGGGUUGCGGCGCUCGUCUUGCUUUAUUGGCCGAGGGAGCUGGCGUACAGCUUCCGGGUCAUGUGGCCAGCAUGACUAUGCCACUUCUGGCGAACCAGAGUAGCACACGGAAACACCAUUUACCUUCCCGCCAGAGCGGUACCUAUUUAUCUACUUGCACUUUGAUGUGCUUUCGAACUGCUAGGUUGGCAGGAGCAGGGACCGAGCAACAGGAGCUCACCCCGUCGUGGGGAUUCGAACCACCGACCUUCUGAUCAGCAAGUCUUAGGCUCUGUGGUUUAACCCACAUCGCCACCCGCAAGAGACUACCUUACACUGCGUUUAAAACCAAAAUCGCAUUUGGAUAGAAACUGUUUCUCAGGCGGCUAGUCCUAGUCUUUAUAACCCUGUACCUUCUUCCAGAAGGCAGAAGCUGAAAGAGAUCAUUUCCGGGGUGCAAACUAUCCUGCACUAUCUCUACAGCUUUCUUAUGGCACCUGGAAGCGUAGAUUUGAUCCAAGGUGGGAAGAGUGCACCCAAUUAUUCUCUCCGCAGCCUUUACAACCCUGGACAGCAUUGUUUUUCCCCUGACUGUGCAGCUCCCAAACCACACACACAGACCAUAAGUUAAUACACUCUCCACAGUACAAUGGUAAAAUGCCAUCAACAGGUCCUUUGAGAGAUUGUUUUUGCGGAGGCUUUUCAGAAAAUAUAACCUCUGCUGUGCUCUCUUCAUCAGGUCUUUGCUUCAUCUUGGUGGUUCCAGGGGGCUGAGAAUAUUUUCUAAGGACAUUGCCAAAGUGUGCAACGGUUGUCCACUUUCCACCCAUUCUGGAAGUCCUCCAAGGAGAGGACCACUCAUUUCUUUCCUAAUCUCUCUCUCUCUCUGUCCCCUCUUUUCUCUUUCUGAUCCUUGCUGCUCUUUCAACUGCAGGGAUUAUUUGCAGAAGAAGCCGUGAACUUUCCUGAGGCAGAGGAGGACCCAUCAGACCCCAGGCAGAUGCCUCUCUCCAAAUGGUGGAUCAAGCAGGAGGAAGAAGACGAAGGUGCUCCUUCGUUGGGUAAGGAUUCACAAGACAUUUCCCAGCUUGGGUCUUCCCCUCUUUGAGCAGGUCUCUCUUGUUUUCCCUUGAGCCUCUGUUGGGGAGGAGCUGACUCCACCAAUUGCUUAGCUUCCGUUGUUCGGGAAUUUAUGCAGUAUUUUCUGGAAGGGCGAUUUUGUGGGAAUUAAACUCUAGUUCCCAUAGUAGCAGACUUUUGUGGAAGACACGCCUGGGCCAUCUGACCAUUUAGCUAUUUCUCUUUUCCCUCCUAUAAAAACUACGCAAGACACUCUCUUUUUAAGUUUUUGUUGUUGUUGAAAUAUAUAUAUUUUUGAUUUUCCAAAAUAUAAACAUACAACAAAACAACUUCCAAAUUUAAUGAUUGAGAUUACUCUGAAUCGCCUGACUUCCCCCCAUCCCUUCCAUGGGUCCUAUUGAUUCUCUUUCAACUGUAUAUCAAAACUUCUCCAAUUUUUCAUCUUCCUUAUCUAUACAUUCUGUUACAUUUCAAGUGUGUUUAAAAUCCUGCUAAUGUUUUGACCUGUUUACAAUGAUUUUGUAUAUAAAUUAUAAAUAUUUCACAUUCUUAUUAAAAUUUCUUGUCUUCUUGAUUUCUGAGCUUCCCAGUUAGUUUUGCCAUUUAAAGUUAAAAUAACAUAAAUUUUUUACUUAGUGUGCUUGCAGUUCUAACUUGCUGCUUUAACUGUUAAGACUGUGAACUGACAGUGCAACUAAUAGUGGGGCAGGAGAGAUGAAAAUAAUGCCAAUGUGUUUCACCCUGGUAUUAGAUAGUAAUAAUAAUAAUAAUAAUAAUAAUAAUAAUAAUAAUAAUAAUUUUGUUAUUUAUACCCCGCCCAUCUGGCUGGGUUUCUGUAGCCACUCUGGGCGGCUGCCAACAGAAUAUUAAAAGCACCAAAAAUUAAAAACUUCCCUAAGCAGGGCUGCCUUCAGAUGUCUUCUAAAAGUUAGAUAGUUGUUUAUUUCCUUGACAUCUGAUGGGAGGGCGUUCCACAGGAUGGGCGCCAUCACCAAGAAGGCCCUCUGCUUGGUUCCCUGUAACCUCACUUCUCGCAGGGAGGGAACCGCCAGAAGGCCCUUGGAGCUGGACCUCAGUGCCUGGAUAGACAGGUCUAAGAUGCCUGGGACCCAAAUUUUCAGGAGCCUCUGACUCAUUUACCAGACGUAAUGAAUUUAGUGUUGACUCUGGAAGUGUAUCCUCUAUUCCGACCAAACUAAGCUCUCCUACUCCACUAUAAAUGUUGACCACUAUUGGAACUGGAUUUUGAACCAGAUGGGCCCCCUUUGGCCUGAUCCUGAAGGCUCAUCUUGUGCUCUUAAUCCUCCAUUAAUUUGUUUAGAGGAACUGCUAAACCUAUUGUCUGGUUGUUUUGGUUUCUGUCAUAAGCCUGUCUUGGUUUAAAAGCAGGGCCUAAAUCAGUGGUGUGCUGUGGUUAUUUUUCAUAGGGGAGCAUAGAAUCAUAGAAUCAUAGAGUUGGAAGAGACCACAAGGGCCAUCGAGUCCAACCCCCUGCCAAGCAGGAAACACCAUCAGAGCACUCCUGACAUAUGGUUGUCAAGCCUCUGCUUAAAGACCUCCAAAGAAGGAGACUCCACCACACUCCUUGGCAGCAAAUUCCACUGUCGAACAGCUCUUACUGUCAGGAGGUCCUAGAGGCACCAGUUUGCAAGGGAGAUUGCGGGGGCGGGGGAACAGACGUCAUAUUCGUGACAUCUUUUUUAAUUAAUUAAUUAGGUUUUUCAGAUUACAAUUUUACAAUUACAUAUUCAACAUACAACUUAAAAACAAGAUUCCAAAGAGCCUCCUGGACUUCCCUCUUCUCCUUUGUGGGUCCUAUUAUUCAUCAUUUCCUCCUGCAUCUUUUAUGUCAAUCGCAUCUUUUACAUCUCCAUUGUAUCCAAAAUUCACCAUUAAACUAUGGUGGUACCUUGGUUCUCGAACUGAAUCCAUUCCGGGAGUCUGUUCGACUCCCGAAACUGUUCGAAAACCAAGGCGCAGCUUCCGGUUGGCUGCAGGAGCUUCCUGCACUCAGUUGGAAGCCGCGGAAGCUGUGUCGGACGUUCGGCUUCUGAAAACUGUUUGCAAACCAGAACACUCACUUCUGGGUUUGUGGCGUUUGGGAGCCGAUUUGUUCAACAACGUUCGGUAACCAAAGUACCACUGUAGAAGUGUUAUUCCAAUCCUGCUAACAAUUUUAGCUGUUUACAGUGGUUUUUAAGAUAAAUUAUAAAUUUCCCCAUUCCUUAUUAAACUUUUGGUCUUCCUGAUUUCUGAUUCUUCCGGACAUUUUAGCCAUUUCAGCAUCUUGACGUCCUGACGUCCCAUGCUUGAGAAUCGUGCUUCCCUCCCUAAGCCCGGCAAAAACUUUGUGGGCUUGGGGAAGACUAGCCUAGUCCCCUUAGUCCAUUGACUGCACACCACCGGUCUAAAUAAUUAAGAAACCGGUCUUCCUGUCAUCUUUGUUCCCCUUGCAGGAGAAGGACUGAGGAUUAUUGUGGUGUGUCCUCCCUCGCCCCUUCCUGAUGGCGGAGUGGAAGCACCUUCUGUGCCUCUGGAACAGGUAAGAGAAGAGGCUGCAGGUGAGCCUGGCUGCCUCUGUGUCCUGCACAACUCACUGGGCCUGGAAAAAUUGUGGGAAUGUUGUGGAUAGCAGGAGGGGAUAUAUUGAUGAAAUAUUAUCCUUCCUCACUCAUGCUAGUGAGUCAGUAGCAGAGUACAUUCUCCAGUAUAUUGCAGGAAGCUAGUUGGUAGAUUCGUUUGAAUCUCUUUACUUAAGCAGUCCAAUCUAGGUUGUCCAGAUUGCGUUUUGUUCCUGGUAAAUUCCCCCUUCUUCUUUGUUUUAUUUCAUCUUGAUGUAUUUUGUUGUCUGCCGGCUCUCAGCCAGCAGCACACGGGCUCAUUCCCAUAUGGGAUGAACUCAAACUCUGUUCUGUAACUAUAAGCUAAAGUCUGCAUUCAGUUUGCUUACUGAACGUCAGUAAACUUCUUAUCAAUAUUUUAAGAGAAGACUGUUUUGUCUUUAUUCUUUAUUUUUAGGAGGGAUUAAAGGGGAAUUUGGGACGCGGGUGGCGCUGUGGGUUAAACCACAGAGCCUAGGACUUGCCGAUCAGAAGGUCGGCGGUUCGAAUCCCCGUGACGGGGUGAGCUCCCAUUGCUCGGUCCCUGCUCCUGCCCACCUAGCAGUUCGAAAGCAUGUCAAAGUGCAAGUAGAUAAAUAGGUACCGCUCCGGCGGGAAGGUAAACGGCGUUUCUGUGCGCUGCUCUGGUUUGCCAGAAGUGGCCUAGUCAUGCUGGCCACGACCCGGAAGAUGUAUUCUGGCUCCCACAGCCAGUAAAGUGAGAUGAGCGCCGCAACCCCAGAGUCGGUCACGACUGGACCUAAUGGUCAGGGGUCCCUUUACCUUUCCCUUAAAGGGGAAUUUACGAGGAACAAAACCCAAUCUGGACAAAGCCAGAUUGGAUUCCUUAAGUAAAGAGAUUCAAACGAAUCUACCAACUAGCUUACGGGGGAAUGUACUCUGCUACUGACUCACUAGUGUGAGUGAGGAAGGAUAAUAUUUUUAUUUUUAUUUUUAAUGUAUUUUUAUUAAAGAUUUUCUUGAUUUACAAAGGUAUGUGCAAUGUCUCCCUCUCGUAUUUUUUCCCCAUGUAACUUUUUUUUUUACAAAUCGGUUUCAUUUGUUGAGACAUUAGGAAGAAAAGAGGGAAAGAGGUGGAGUGGGGGAAAGAUGGAUGGGGGUGGGGUCGGUUGGCAAUGUUUCUAUUUUAUUUAAUACAUGUGGGGUUUUGUGUCAGCAUCGCUUGUGCAGGUUCCUUGCUGUUCACUUGUGUUCCUUUGGUGGUGAGAGGGGUUGGGGUUGGCCUAGGGUGUGGCUGUUCAUUUGUGGUUGGCUGUGGUGGUCUUUGUUUACAUGUGUGAGUGGGGUGGGUGGGUGUUUUGGAUCAGGUUAGCCAUACUGAUUUGUAUGCUGUUGGUGGGUUUUUGUCAUUGUCUUGUUGUGCUGUGUGUGUGAUAAAGGGGAGCCAUACCAGGGUGAAGGCGUCUUCUUCUAUUUGUCCCCGUGUCAGUUUCAAUUUAUUGGUUAAUUUUUCUGGUAAGGCUAUUUCCCAUACUAUUUGGUACCAUUGCUCCAUGCUUACUCCUGACAGGUCUCUCCAGUGUCUGGUGGUAAUAAUAAUAAUAAUAAUAAUAAUAGUAAAAAAAAUUAUUUAUACCCCACCCUCCCUGGCCAGAGCCGGGCUCAGGGCGGCUAACACCAAUAAAAUCACAGUAGAAACAUAAUAGGGGAAAAAGAGAGGGGGGGGAGAGAAAAGAAAAGAAAAAAACCAAUUUAAAAUACAGGUUAAAAUGCAAUUUAAAAUGCAGCCUCAUUUUAAAGUAGCUGAUAAAUCAAGACCAUAAGGGGAGGGAAACAUAAGGGUCAGACCGAGUCCAAACCAAAGGCCAGGCGGAACAGCUCUGUCUUGCAGGCCCUGCGGAAAGACGUCAAGUCCCGCAGGGCCCUAGUCUCUUGUGACAGAGCGUUCCACCACGUUAUGAUGUUUCUGGUUGCUGAGAGAGGUGGGUUAAGGAAGGAUAAUAUUUAACCAAUAUAUCCUCUUCUACUAUCCACAACAUUCCCGCAAAAAUCAACCUCUUCCCCAUCUGCUCUCAUCCUAGCUGCCCAGCAAGGAAGCUGCGAAUGUUGUUUCUGAUGAUUUAAAUCUUGAAAGGCAGCUACAUAAACAAGCUUUCCCUUCUUCCUCUUCUUUGCCAUUCUCCAUGCAGAGAUCACAUUUCUUUUUAUCCCCCGCUCAGGUGACGUUUGAGGAUGUGGCUGUAUGUUUCACCGCGGAAGAAUGGAGCUCGCUGGAACCAGACCAAAGGGCCCUGCACCGGGAGGUCAUGGAGGAGAACUGGAAAAUGGUCACCUCCCUGGAACAGCAAGGCUUGGCUGCCCACGAAGCAGCAGUGCAGGCUGGGAGCAGCGAGGAACUCUGGGAAAGGACUGUGCAAAAGCUCAUAGGUGAGCAUCUCCCUUUUUUCUGUGGCUGAGGCUCCCUUUUCCUCGGAGCUGGUAAAGUCACCCUCCCAUUUGUGAUCUGCAGUGAAUACUCCCUUUCUCACUUCAGUACUUACGAAGCUUCCUUUUGUUCCAGGAGCAGGGAGUCAGGGCGAAGGGGAACGCAGUGCGGCGUCCUUGCCAAGAGCCCGACGCAAAGAGGGCAGAGAGCCGAGGAGGAAAGCAGAAGCUAAGCAGAAGAGCAAGGAGUCGUCUGCCCGUCGAGGCAGCGGCGCCUGCGCAAUCCCAGCCGAAGAGAAACAGGACAAGAGGAAGGAAAGGUGUCCGGUGUGCGGCAAAAUGUUCAAAUGGAAAUCGAGCCUCGAUGCUCACUCCAAAGUCCACACUGGGGAGAAGCCGUUCAAAUGCCUGGAGUGUGGGAAGGGCUUCAGCCGGAGCUCCAGCGUGACGUCGCACGAGAAGAUCCACAGAGGGGAGAAGCCGUACGAGUGCGCCGAUUGCGGCAAGAGCUUCAUUCGCCGGGACUCCCUCAUCUCCCACCAGAGGAUCCACACGGGGGAGAAGCCCUAUAAGUGUCUGGAGUGCGGGAGGAGGUUCAACCGGAAAGGGAGCCUUAUUUUCCACCAGAGAAUCCACGCGAGGGACAAGCCCUACAAGUGCUCUGAGUGCGGCAAGAGCUACUGCAGGAAUUCGAGCCUCAUCUCUCACCGGAGAAUCCACACUGGCGAGAAGCCCUUUCAGUGCCUGGAGUGCGGACAGAGUUUCAGAGAGAAGAAGAGCCUCACCGCUCAUCAGGGAACCCACACGGGCGAAAAGCCCUUCAAGUGCUUUGAGUGCGGACAGAGCUUCAACAGCAAAGGGAAUCUCAAUUUGCACCAGCGGAUCCACUCCGGCGAGAAGCCGUUCCGGUGCCUGGAGUGCGGGCAGAGCUUCAUCCGGAAAGGCGCCCUUAUCUCACAUCAGAGCAUCCACACCGAGGAGAAGCCCUUCAAGUGCUCCGAGUGCGGCAAGUGCUUCCGGAAGAACUCGAACCUCGUUUCUCACCAGAGCAUCCACACGGGCGAGAAGCGGUUCCAGUGCUUUGAGUGCGGGCGGAGCUUCACGCGGCGAGGCACGCUCAACUUGCACCAGCUGCUCCACACCGGCGAGAAGCCGUUCAAAUGCCUGGAGUGCGGAAAGAGCUUCAUUGUGAAAGGGUCCCUCGUUUCGCACCAGAGGAUCCACACGGGCGAGAAGCCCUUCCAGUGCCAGGAGUGCGGGAAGAGCUUCAUGAGGAGAGACUCCCUCAUCUCGCACCAGAAUAUCCACACGGGAGAGAAGCCCUACACGUGCCCCGAGUGCGGGAAGAGCUUCCGCCAGAAGAGCAACCUCACCGCUCACGAGGGAACCCACACCGGGGAGAAACCUUACAGCUGCCUGGAGUGCGGGAAAAGCUUCCGGCGGAACGAGAGCCUGAAAAAGCACCAGAGGCUGCACCUGGAACAGCUGCCUUGGAACAUGGAAAUAGCUCCCAUGGCGACUCCAGUCCACAGGGGAGGAACCAUCCAAAUGCUUCGGAUGUGGGACGAGCUUCGGCCAGAAUAUAAGGAUCACGUCACACUGAAGAACCCACCCAUGGGGGAAUCCUAGAAGUGUGCACAGCGUGAGGGGAAAGUGCCAAUCUUCUUUAGAUUCCCUAUAUUGCAGGGGGUUGGACUAGAUGACCCCUGGGUCCCUUCCAGCUCUACCGUUCUAUGAUUCUGUCGUUUUGCGAUUCACAUCCGAAGGAAGCAUAUGUAACAAAGUAGAUUAGAGCAGUCGAUGAAGUAGAUUAGAGAAUUCCCCCCCCCCCAUGGACCACUUGAUGGUCUUGACAAACCAUUUAAUUACAGUUAAUACCUCUUGUUACGUUUGCUUCAGGUUGAGCAUUUUCAGGUUGUGUCCCGCAGCGACCCGGAAGUACUGGAAAGGGUUACUUGCGGGUUUCGCCACAUGCGCAGACGCGCAUGUUGACAUCACACGCAUGCGCAGAAGCGGCGAAUCGCGACCCACGCAGACGCGGGUUGCGUUCUGCUCAUGUUGCGAACGGAUCCCGUUCGCAACCAGGGAUACCACUGUAUUCCCCUCCCCUUGCCCGUUGUAGCAAUUGUAACACACUUUGCUAGGUGCUGUAUGAUUUUAAACGGUAUUUUAAAUGCUAUUUCAUAGAAGGACAAUUUGCAUUUGGAUCGCAAUAAAAGACAAUAUAAGAAAUAAAAGAAGCAAUGGGAAAUACAGCUAAAAAUCAAUAGGAAUGUUUAACACGGACGUGCCAUGACAUACCUGAACGAAGCUUGUGGACCACUGGGAACCCCUGGAAUAGAGCUCUAGUGACUAAUUGGACCUUUGCAGCCAACAGAGAGUCAACACAUGAGACUGAUGUUCAAAUCCCUACAAACCCUGUAUUGUACUUAGGGAAAUGAAUAGAGUCAGAAUCUUACAAAGUUUAGUGUUUUGAGUAAGCAUUUAACACUGUCGCCUUUUGUGAAUGAACUAUCACUCCUAGUGACCUAGAGCGGCCACCGCCAUGGGGGCUGGGGACUCAAAAGAGAAUUUGGGAUGCUUCAGUGGGGUGGGGAGAUGAUUAUAUGGAGCAGUGAUAGUGGCUGAUAAAGCUACUAUUGAGGCACAGAGGGAGAAAUGGACUCCCUCUCUCAUUUUAUGAGAACUCAAGUUUACCUAGUGAAAACAAGCAGCGAUGUUUAGUGAGAGAGAGAAAAAGGACGAUUAGGACCAUCAUCUUACACAUCGAUAUAAUGUUGUGGUUAGGUAGUUAACUGCUUCACUUUUUUGUGAAUGAACCAUUUUGUGGCUGGCGCCCGUGACAUCUUCAUCAAAAUUCCAAGGGUAUUCAUUGGCAAAAAAAAAAAAAAAAGGUUGAUGGCGACCACAUCUCUCCCUAUAUUCUCAACCCACGCAUACAAGAGGCAUUUAUCCAGAGUUGGAGGCCGCAAUCCUGCCAGCCAAGCAAACACACUCAAGGUGAAUGAGAAGCAAGGCCAUUGAAAGGUAUAGGUCCCCAUACACACCUGGGAAUAUAACUGCCUUGAACUCCCUGGGAGUUUACUUCCAGCUCAAUAUCUUCCAAUGGACUUGUAUUUUGUGGGACUUUAAAUUGGAUGAUUCCUCACCCCACCCCAUUAUGCUUUUUAUUUUUAUUUUGCAAGGAUCGACCACGUAGCCCUUUUAAAGUAGAGAUCUUUAUCCCAGUGUGCAUCUGUAUUAGAUAUGAAACUCAUAUAUGGUUUUCUCCUUGAUGCCUCGUAGGAAGUGAUUCAUAAAUUAAAGUAAAUAAAGUCCUUUCCGUUGUUGAACAAAGAAACAUGAA